AUGCUGAAAACUAGCAGUACUCGGGAAAAUCCCUUCUUUAAAUGAAUAUUUUGUAUGACUAAUUUACCCUAACUUAAAUGCAAUAAAAUUACAACUUUACCCUUUCUAAUUUUAUUAGGGCUCUUCUAUUCUUUUUCUUCUUCCCAUGAAAAUUAUUUCUGCUCGCUUCCCUCUAUCGCCGACCACCUAACCGACUAUCCUCUACCAUUGCCGGCGGCGUUACUUGAUUUCAGCUUCUGAAGCACUAAAUUCAAUUGCUCCAUGUCUAUGUCUUACCUACGCCUGAUUCCUAAUUUCAUGUCCCUGACCCCCUGUUAGUAACUGGUUGGAUAUGGAAAAACCCAACUUUCUUCAAUCUGAUUGUCAUUCAAUCUUGUCUACAAUCAAACACGAAGAGAAGCAGAUUCAGUUGAAAAGAAGGUGGUUAUUGGAUCUUCCCUCAUCUGAAGCUGGUCUUAACCAGUCUAAAAAACACAAGAUUUUGCAAACAAGGUCAUUGCCUGAAUCUUUCCUUAGGGAAGAUGAUAUAUUCUACGAUACUGUAAAAUCAUGUGUGGAAGAAGCAUUUGGAGUACGUCCUGUUGUAACAGGGAAUGAAGUUGAAGUCGAUAAAGAUGGCUUGGAAUUUCUUCACAUGCCCAAUAAUAUAACAAAGGUCAUUUUAUCAUGCGUUGAUAAUUUGACCACCAAGGGUCUUUACCUGCUUGCCGAGAUACUCACAGAAGGUCGAAUGGAGUUUGUGAAAACACGUUGGAAGAUGAAAAAGGUUGUGAGAGAAUCUGUUUCAGUCAUUUUUGGAGGCCAAAAUUAUAAUCGACCUCGUACUAUAAUGGAAAUUUCUGGACAUCUAAUUCAACUUCUUAAUGGCCCAGGAAAUUUCCAAGAUAAUCUUGUGCCAUUUUUCACUUCAAAAUCUGCAAUUCAACAGGCUGCUGCUAUGAAAGUAUUGAAUGUACUGGAGAGCUUUUCAACACAGAUUCUGAUUGCGAUGUAUAGGAAGCUAAAGGGGCACAAACGAAAGACGCCUCAGUUACUGCCCAACCGAUGUGGAUGGAAUCGAGAAUAUCUGCUUAAUCAAGUGAGAGAAGUUUGUAAGAAGAUGCUUUCAGAAAUUGGUAAAGGGGAUCAGCUACCAGAGCCAUUAUCUAAAGCCUUGGCAAUAGCAUGCUUGGCACUAAAGCUAGCACCUGGUUUUCAUAAUUCAUCCACGACAGAGUUCUGCCAACUCUCAGAUGAAAUAAAAGUUCUGCAGAAUGAGCUAAUAAAGGCUAUCUGGUUAGUUAGAACAAAUGUUGGAUUACCAGAGCUGAAAAACAUAAAGAACUUGGUGGAUCCAAAUGCUAAAGUAUCAAACAAGUCUUUGCGGAAAGCAAUAUGGAAAUUUUUAGUUGAAUACCUUGUACAGUGCAGUGAUUUGGAUUCAAUUCCAAAAUCUUUAUACAAAACUCUUUCUAUUAUAAACGGGAAAUCUCGAAGCACACCAGAAGGGUUUACGCUGAAAGAGGCAAUUGACGAAGAGGUAGAAUGCAUAUUGAAUGUUAGUGCUCAUGCAAAACAGAUUUUUUGGGAUUUGCUGCCUGCGCAUGAUUUUGAUGUUGAUUUUACUGAUGCAUAUAUGCAUGAUCUGUCUGAAAGUGACGAUGAUUGUGGUUAUGUUGAUGAUGAAACGGAGCAAGUUGAUGAUAGUAAAGUUGAAAGUACAGGGGACUUUGUACCAUUUAAUGUGAACUUGCCUACUGUUGAAGACUCUCGCUCUGUUGCACCGGACGAGAGGCCAGAACCAGAGAUCUCUACUGGUGUGGAAAAUGCUGAUUUUUCUUCUGGGACGGCAAAUGAAAUGAAUGACAAACAAACUACACAUAAGAACCAAUACAUUGGGAUCCAAGAAAUUUGUGACGAGACAAGCAUGUUUGCCUACAAUCUCAUUGGUCGAAUGAUGGAGGAGUUUGGACAAAAAGAAGGUCUGGAGAUAGAUUGGUUCAGUACUUCGUAUCUCAGAGGUGGUUGUGCAGAUAAAGAAGAUUCUCAAGAUUGCAUUCCUUCCGGCUUAUGGGCACGACCUAUUUAUCGAGGCAAAAACGGUAUGCAUUCAGUUCCUUGUAACAUUACAGAAGCUGAAGUGCAAACUUCUCCAAAAGAAUCUGUUGGGGCAACCAUUGUUAGAGUGACUGAGGAGCUUCUACAUUCUUUUCCCAAGAGUGGAAUGGAAAGGUUGAGGAAGUUGAUGGCCCUAUGAUAUCUAAUCUUGAAGUAGACACCAGAUCGAGUAUUCUUGGCUGUUGAAAUAUUAUCUUGCCUUCAUCAUCACAUUUUUGACUAUGUAGAGUUGCUAUUACGCUCAAGUCAAGAAACGAGUCAACGAUUUUUUGGUGCACAUAGGACAGGGAUGGUAACCAUUUUUGCAUUUUAGGUUACCUAUCCUAAAUUUGAGCAUUUAGCUUUGAUAUAGCAUUUUUGUAUAUAUUGAGUGAAAUUUUUUGCAUCUGUCAACUAACUUCAAUAAACUUUAGUACACCCCAGUUUCUGAUCA
Messenger RNA from Humulus lupulus (European hop), 2530 nucleotides. RefSeq lists its product as uncharacterized. Lineage: Eukaryota; Viridiplantae; Streptophyta; Magnoliopsida; Rosales; Cannabaceae. The record is from RefSeq and is a predicted model, not a curated record. The transcript has 7 exons. Bases 332 to 2236 code for a protein of 634 amino acids.